Plasmodium gallinaceum is the source of this 1050-nucleotide messenger RNA. RefSeq names its product conserved Plasmodium protein, unknown function. Lineage: Eukaryota; Apicomplexa; Aconoidasida; Haemosporida; Plasmodiidae. The record is from RefSeq and is a predicted model, not a curated record. The transcript has a single exon. The coding region runs from base 1 to 1050 and encodes 349 amino acids.
AUGAAUUCAUUGUUAUUUAAAAAUAAAGCAUCAAAUAAUGAAAUGGAUAAAAUAUUUAAUGAAAAUAAUGAAGCUAUAAUUUCCAUAGAAAAUAAAAAAAUUGUAUUUCCUCAUAAAUUUAAGAAAUGUAUAAUUCAAAACGCUUUUUCAAGUGUGUUAAGUCCAUUAAAAAUUGAACAUAAUAAUAUCCUAACAAAAAAUUCAAAAAUAUCAAACAUUUUUUCCCCAAGAAAAAAAAAAACAAAAUUAAAAAAUAGGGAAGAUAUAUACAAAAAAGAAGCAAGUGUUAAAUAUAAUAAAGAGAUAAGUUUUAGUAAUAACAUAAACCUGUGUAAUAUGGAAUUAUUUGAUAACAAUAACUUUGAAUCUCAAAUUAAUAAUAAAAUCAUGAAGAAAAAAUUUUUUGAAAGAAAUUUUUAUUCUAAAUAUUCAAAUUUAGAAAAUUUUUCUACGGAUGAAGUAAAUGACAUUCUAGAAAAUUAUGAUUACUCAACAAAUUAUAUAAUAAAAAAUAGAGACUUUAAAGAUUUUCAAGGUAAACAUGAUUCAAAAUUAACUAAUAAAAUUGGUAAUAUAAAUAAUUUAUAUUCAAAUAAAAUACAAAUAAUCAAUUACAAUAUUAAUUUCGUUGAACACAAUAGUGUAGUAAAUCCAAUAAUACAACAUGAGUGUAAUCGAAAAUUUCCAAAUGGCAAAUGGAUAAUGGAAAAUGAUAAAAUUAAUAAGGAAAUUAAGACAUUUCAUAAUUGUAAUAUCACAGCUGAUACAAAAUUAAAUAGAGAGAAUUCUAUAUAUGUUAAUUGUGAAAAUGAAUUACAAAAAAUUCACUCUUUAUCUUUAAAAGAUAUGGAUACAAAGGUGACAGGAGAUAGUAUAAAACAAGUAAGUGAAGUAGUUGAUACUUCAAGACAACAUUUUAGUAUUUGUGAUGACAUAAGUCCCUUAAUUAAGAAAAAGAUAAAAAAGGGGAAAAAAAAAAAUAAAGGAGCUUGCUUUUUCAAUUUAAAUAAUUUUUCAUGUCAAUUUUUAAUGUCAUGUAGUAAGACAUAA